CGGCUCGCAUUUCUGUGGUUAAAAUGGGAGAUGUCAUUUGCAUUCGUACUCGACUAAAAUAGGCACACAUUCGCUCCUUUGGUUGCUUUCUGAUUGGCUUCAUUCUAAUUCCUUUGUUUCCUUCUUACCCACUGCUAUAGCAAGAUGCAUUAGGUUGUUCUUUUCCGCAGAGAGACGUACAGUGCCUUAGCGAAGCGAAGCGAGGCGAAGCAGCACUACAUGAUGGACAACUAUGUGCAAAUCAAAGACAUGAAGCCUGGCUUGAAGAACAUCAGUGUAAUAUUUAUUGUUUUAGAGGUAGGUCAUCCAACGGUGACGAAAGAGAAUCGCGAAGUUCGAACAUUCAAAGUGGCUGACCAGAGUGCAUGCAUAAACGCCAGUAUUUGGGAUGAACCGGGGCAGUUGUUAGUACCAGGUGAUAUAGUUCGGUUGACCAAAGGGUAUGUGAGUCUGUGGCGAAACUGUCUCACAUUGUAUACAGCCAAGGGUGGCGAUCUGCAGAAGAUAGGAGAGUUCUGCAUGGUUUUCAAUGAACACAUAAACAUGAGUGAACCUAAUUCUGUGAUGCCUCCGUUGGCCCCUCUUGGAGGACCUCCUAACAACGCGCCCCUGAACAAUGGCACCAAUAAUGGUGCAGGACGGAUUGGUCCCUCCAAUCCCACAGUGACUACCUCCUCCCCAGCAGUACACAACAACUCGACAGGACCCAACAAGUCACAACAAAAUACCAAUAGAAUAGCUGGCAACGGUCCACCACAGAAUGAUAAUCAAAAGGCAAGGAUACGAGGCUCCAGGGGUGGCCAGCACAGGAAUCGACAUCGGACAUAAUACUUUGUUACAAUUGAUUUUAUACAUAUUUACUGAUAAGGAAGAUAAGGAUGUUUAUAUUUUAAAUU
Messenger RNA from Nicrophorus vespilloides, 896 nucleotides. RefSeq names its product SOSS complex subunit B homolog. Gene Ontology annotation, molecular function: DNA binding. Gene Ontology annotation, biological process: mitotic cell cycle checkpoint signaling; double-strand break repair via homologous recombination; response to ionizing radiation. The record is from RefSeq and is a predicted model, not a curated record. The transcript has a single exon. Lineage: Eukaryota; Metazoa; Arthropoda; Insecta; Coleoptera; Silphidae. Gene Ontology annotation, cellular component: SOSS complex. The coding region runs from base 220 to 828 and encodes 202 amino acids.